Messenger RNA from Akanthomyces muscarius, 705 nucleotides. RefSeq lists its product as uncharacterized. Bases 1 to 705 code for a protein of 234 amino acids. Lineage: Eukaryota; Fungi; Ascomycota; Sordariomycetes; Hypocreales; Cordycipitaceae. Gene Ontology annotation, molecular function: oxidoreductase activity, acting on paired donors, with incorporation or reduction of molecular oxygen; monooxygenase activity; heme binding. The record is from RefSeq and is a predicted model, not a curated record. The transcript is spliced from 2 exons.
AUGGACGAGAUUGCCGGUCAGUUUAUUGCCGGUCUGCACACCACUAGCACGACUCUGGCGUGGACAUUCAUCUACCUCACGAGACUGCCCGAGAUCCAAGCCAAGCUCCGCAGGGCGCUGCACGCUGCCUACGCGGACGGCCACGCGGACGGCCGCACGCCGGACCUUGCCAAAGUCACCAAGAUUCGGGUGCCGUACCUCGACGCCGUGCUGGAGGAGGCGCUGCGGCUGCACGCCACUAGCUUGGCCCGCCAAGCUAGCCGCGACACGGAGCUCUUGGGCCACCACGUCCCCAAGGGCGCCAACGUGAUCCUCGUCGCCAACGGGCCGGACUUCCACGCGCCGUCCUUUGCCGUCGACGCCGCCCUGCGCCACGCGACCGCCAAGACUGACCACGGCUGGGACGAGACGCGCGACCACGCGUUUGAACCGGAGCGGUGGCUUGUGCUGAACAGGAACCCGGAGACGGACCAACAAGAGACCGUGUUUGAUGCCAACGCCUCGCCACAGAUCGCCUUUGGCAUGGGCCCACGCAGCUGCUGGGGCCGAAGACUGGCGUACCUGGAGCUUCGCAUGGUGGUGACGCUGGUGAUUUGGAACUUUGAACUGCUAGAUGUCCCACCCGUGCUCGCGGAUCCAAAAGCAAGCUAUGGGAUUGUCCACAGGGCAGAUCAAUGUUGCCUGGGACUAAAGGUCAUAAAGUAG